This is a messenger RNA of Lycium ferocissimum, 814 nucleotides long. RefSeq lists its product as uncharacterized. Gene Ontology annotation, biological process: regulation of DNA-templated transcription. Gene Ontology annotation, cellular component: nucleus. Bases 1 to 744 code for a protein of 247 amino acids. Gene Ontology annotation, molecular function: transcription coactivator activity. NCBI's taxonomy places the organism in Eukaryota, Viridiplantae, Streptophyta, Magnoliopsida, Solanales, Solanaceae. The transcript has 9 exons. The record is from RefSeq and is a predicted model, not a curated record.
AUGGCCACUCAAAUUUCGAGGAUUAAAGUUCUACUAUCGUCGUUAUCAUCACGAAGACGAUCAUUAUUCAAAAUUAUAGUGUAUGAUGCUCUACAUUCCGCUCUUGCGGAAAAAAUGUGUGGAGAUACGAAGCUGGACGAAGAGAUUCAUAAAGUAAUGAUAAAGCAACAAACGAAACUUAUGAAGUGGAUUGUCAUAGUCUCAAAUUCAAAGAAACUUCUUCCGUUAAUCUUUUUCUCACUCCUCCCAUAUGCAGCCAUACAAAGAAUGCCUGUUAAAAAAGAUAAUUAUAUUGAAGUAGAGGCACAAGAACACAACAAGAGGCAGCUAAAGAGUAACAAAUCCUGUUGGCUAUUUAACCUUGAACUUCCAUGCUAUUUGUUAUCUUAUCUGCUUUGUGCCGUUAUCUUAAAGACGCCUCCCUUUCCCGUGUUGAAUUCACUUAUUUGGUUCUUUGGACAGGAAAAGGAAGCAAAGAAAGAAGGUUUCAGGGAGUAUCUGGAGGCCAGUGGGGUUCUUGAUGCUCUAACCAAAGUCCUUGUGGCACUGUACGAGCAGAAUGACAAACCUUCUUCAGCUCUUGAAUUUGUCCAGCAAAAAUUAGGUGGUCCAACGGUGUCUGAAUAUGAAAAGGUACAAGCAGAGUUAUCGGAUCUGCAUAUCAGAUAUGACGAACUUCUAAAAGAGCAUCAAGAAAGAUGCAGGGAGUUGGAGCAAUUGAAACACACACAAGUAGUCAACUAAGGAACCUGUUGUGGGAAAUGCUUUUGAUUAAGAACUCAAGAGUACAGAUGUAGUAAAGAGUUAAUAAUGC